This is a messenger RNA of Triplophysa rosa, 2035 nucleotides long. RefSeq names its product early endosome antigen 1. The transcript has 8 exons. Bases 435 to 1775 code for a protein of 446 amino acids. The record is from RefSeq and is a predicted model, not a curated record. Lineage: Eukaryota; Metazoa; Chordata; Actinopteri; Cypriniformes; Nemacheilidae.
ACAAGACAAAUACUAAUUUCACAAUGGCUAGUACUUGGAUAUAAACCCCGUGUAUUAAACUUAUUAAAGCACAGGUUUGACCGUAAGCUAAGCACAAGGACUAUGUAGUUUCUUCAAGAAAUGCAAAAACCUUAUUGUUUUCUUUCUUUGACCCGUUUAUCAGUACUGUUAACCCAGCUCACUUCAGGAAGCUGAGAAACACAAGUCUGCAAUUAGUCAGGGAUGGGGAGAUCUGUGUUUCAAUCCAUUCGUUAGCGUCAAGUUUCUGCUCCCUGUGAGUUGGUAUAACAUUUCCUCAUAAAUAAUUGACCAGAGCCGCAUGUUGAUGAGUCUCCUUAGUUCCGAGCGCAUUCACUUGCAUGCAGAAGCAAAAUACAUCACAUCAAAACUAUAGAUUCAGGUCAAAAUUUGGAGAUUCUGCUCUAAAUUAAAUUAUGACUCUGAGGGCCAGUUCUCAUGGGGAGCUCCAGGCUCUCAGUUUAUUGAAGAGCCCUGCUUCAGACAGCGGUCUCUUUAAAUCUCUUUCUCACAGCACCAAUAAUAUUGGCAACCGCUUUCAGAGCAUCGAGGAGCUUAAGGGAGUUUUGAAGCCCACACACCCUCCUCGAAGACCCGUGCGUGCGGUCCGACCUGUCAGUGCUCUGAGCGCUAGUGGCUCUUCUUUGCAAAUCAACCACCUGCAGGGGGAACUGGUGAGGAAGAGGAAGGAAUGUGAAGACCUAAAAAAGGAGAAUAAAUACCUCUCUAACGAAAUAUACAUGGAAAGGAUCAUGAUGAGAACUGAGAACGAGCUCACCAUGAGGAACCUGCGGAACCUCAACCAGGAACUCCAGGCCCAAGUUAAAGAGUUAAAACAGAAGCUACAUCUCAGCCAGCAGAGGGCGACACUGUGCUCCAGGGCAGCUGAGGAUGCUGACAGAACCCGAGCAGAGGCGGAUAAAAAUAGAGCUCUAGCAGAAGCCUGGGCACUGGACAACCGGCAGGAGAAAGAUUUUGUGAUAUCUGAAAAAACGAGGCUCAGUGAGGAGCUACAGCAGCUGAAGAAAGAGCACACAAAUGUCCAGCAACUUUUAACGCAAACUGAGAGGAAUUACUUCGAGACCAAGAUUAAAUUAGACCGAGUGUCAGGAGAAAAGCAAGUUCUCCUGGAAGAAAACAAAGGACUGGAAAAUGAGAGAAACACAUUACGGAACAAAUUUAAGGAACUGACAGAGGAAAAUGUGAAGAUUAUGGAAAAGGAGGUGAACUCCAGACGUAGAGCUCUGGUUGCUGAAGAACACAGUGAGAGAGCCAAAAAAGCCCAGCAAGAUGCCGAGCAGGAAAGAAAUCUAGCCGAGAGAGAAAAGGAAGAUCGCACCAGGGAGUGUCUUUCCUGGAGAGACAAACAUCAGGCUCUGGCAGAAAUCAUCAGGGCUCAGGAGGAACUGAAGUCUCAGAGGCAAACCAAAGCAUGCCAAGCUAACAUUAAGAGCUACUUCCUGUGUAUGACUGAGAGCAACCAGAGGGUUAAGCUUCUAAAAAAUCAAGAUGGCACACCAAGGAACUUCACAGAAGGAGAUCCUGUGUACAUUUCCACACCUGAUCCCAGCAGUGAGGAUUCAGACAGGAGCUCAGGGAGCAGAACAAUGUUUAGAGUGGCUGCACCUCGGGUUGGAAGGGACACAGGACCAGCCCAUUUCAGUGAACUGUCACCAAUGGGAGAUUCCCAUGACUCUGGGUUUCAAAGGAGAAGCAGAAAGGUUGAAUAUUUCUGGAUCCCCACUGAUGAGGAAUAAUUUAUCAGAAUGCAGAAUUAAAGUUAAACAAAAAGCCUCCUGCCAUAUUUUGUUUGCUCUACCUUAAAAUAUUUUUUCAAAUUUAAAAGGCGGUCCUUAUAUAUAAAAUUCUUAGCAUCUCACAAAAACGGACAAGUUAAUAUACUGAUCAAGUAUUUUCUUUAUUGUAAAUUCAGCAAUAGUGGUGAUGAAUACAGCAAAAUAUGCUUUACAAUGUCAUGAUCACAAGCCAUUUAAUUUCUUACAACUGGAUUGCCGUU